AUGCUGAUAGAAAGAUUUAACCAAAUUCUCAAGGAAUUGCCCACUUUAGCGGCUCCAGGGGUUUCAGGUUCCCGUAUUAAAGAAUUGUCUACUAUUGCCAGUACGGACUUUGACAAGGAAAAAGAAAGUAAAAUAAUUGCUGCGCUUUAUUCUAGUUGUAAAUCGGCUGCUCCUUCACAUAAAUUAGGUACUUUAUACGUGGUUGAUUCAGUUACGAGGAAGUUGAAGGAUGGUGCUGUUGCCUCCAAUGAAACAAUUAACGCAUCUGCACCAGACGGAACUUUUGCGUCGGCAGUGUACAAAAUUGGUCAGUUAAUUGAAAGUUUGAUGGAUGAUGCUAUGGAGUAUCUAUUGGAUCCAGUAACUAUCAGUAAAAUUGGUAAAUUGGUGGAGAUUUGGGAUAAGAAUCAUACCUUUGAUUCGGAGAUUUUGAGAAAGAUCAAAGAUAAACACUUUAAGUCAACUACUCCUCCAGGAACCCCACCAAAGUCAAGUGUGGAACCGGUAAAACCCACCUCUGACGAGUCUAAAGAUUCCAAUAGUAUUUUACUGGCUUUGGCUUCUUUGGCAAAGGGUGAUGCUGACAACUCUGCUACCGAUUACACUUCUAAUUCUGCAGCUCCAGGAUCAGUUCCCGUAAACGGUGCCACUGACCCAACUGCUAGCUUGUUGGCCAACUUGGCUGCAGGUGCUGGAAGCCAGACACCACAUCAACAGCAACAACAGCCUAACGACCAGAAUGCUAUUUUCAACAUGUUGCAACAAUUACAAGGUGGAGCUGGUGGUGCGCAAUCUUCUCACUCAUCAAGUGGCACCCACUCCUCUGGUGGAAUUGAUGAAUACAGUUCAGGAAGACGUGGCGGUAGUCGUGAUCAAACCAAUAAUUACAAGAGGAGUAGAUCCAGGUCACCCACCAGACAAAUCAAAUCCCCUGUCGCUGCUCCUUCAGUCCUUGCGUUGCAACAGAAUAUUCAGAAUUUGAAACAACAAAAGGCGGCUGCUGCUGCCAACAGCAACAACAACAACCAAGGAUACCAAUCACCACCACAACAAUAUCAACAAAAUCAUCACCGUAAUGCCAAUUCUCAUCAGUUCAACAAGGAUCCUGCGUUUGUGCCUCCUUCGGCAAUGAAUGGUGAAAUGAAUCUUCCGGGAACUCCGCACUACCGUCCAAGGAAUCUCGGGUUUGAUCCGAGUGUGCCACAAGGAACCAUCAAAGUGUUGUCGAGAACUUUGUUUAUUGGUGGUGUUCCGAGAAAUAUGGAUGAGAGAGCAUUGGCACAAGUAUUGAGACCAUUUGCUGAAAUUCAAUCAGUCAUUUUGAACAGUGAAAGAAAACAUGCUUUCGUCAAGGUGUAUUCAAGAAGCGAAGCGGAAAAGAUUAUUACCUCUUUCAACAAAGAUAACUCAUUGCCCUUAAGAACUCGUUGGGGUGUUGGAUUUGGUCCCAGAGAGUGUUGCAAUUACCAACAUGGUAUCUCCAUUAUCCCUAUAGAAAGAUUGACUGAAGCUGAUAGGAAUUGGGUUGUCAAUGCACAAUGGGGAGGCACUGGUGGCCAACCAAUAUCGAGUGGUAUGGUAAUUGAUGAACCUGAUAUUGAAAUUGGUGCUGGUAUAUCUUCCAAAGCCAUGUCGAAAAAGAUGCCCACUAAUUCGGCAAGGAAUGGGCCAAAAUCAAAUAGGCCAGGUGAACCGGAUGAAGAGUUCGUGAAGACAACUUUACUCCCAAAUCAGCAAGUUCAAAUGAGUCAUGGGUCCCUGCCAGGAUUCAAUACUUUUCAACAAUCAUCAGUGAAUCCAUUGCAAGGAUUAUUUGGAAACAAUUCUCCCCAACAACAACAUCAGCAACCUACCUUCCCUCAAGCUCAACCAUUUCCAUCAUUUCCACCUCAAGGACAAGCACAGCAACCAGUUGGCAACAACUUCUCUUCGAUGUCACAAAUGUCUGGAAUGCAAGGCAUGCAGGGGAUGUCCAAUCCUGCUCAAUUUCCUCCAGGUGUAGCUGAGAUGUUUAUGCAAAUGAUGCAACAACAACAACAGCAGCAGCAGCAACCACCACAAUAA
Molecule: messenger RNA, 2064 nt
Organism: Lodderomyces parapsilosis
Lineage: Eukaryota; Fungi; Ascomycota; Pichiomycetes; Serinales; Debaryomycetaceae
Product: Nrd1 complex RNA-binding subunit
Exons: 1
Coding region: 1-2064 (687 amino acids)
Cellular component (GO): nucleus
Molecular function (GO): RNA binding
Source: RefSeq, a predicted model, not a curated record